This is a messenger RNA of Prunus armeniaca (apricot), 507 nucleotides long. Lineage: Eukaryota; Viridiplantae; Streptophyta; Magnoliopsida; Rosales; Rosaceae. The record is from the annotation of a GenBank genome assembly.
AUGAGGAAUUGGGUGGGCAAGAGAAGAGUAGAACUACCCAAGAGUAAGGGAACUCAAAAUUGGACUUUUAGAAACUGCAUGGCAGUUUUGGAAACUGCAUUGCAGUUUUGGAAACUGCAUUGCAGUUUUUAUUUAAUUACUCUUUCCUUGGUCUUCAACCUCACCAAUUUGAAGAGUAGAGGCUACCUAGAUGAGGCAUUGGGUGGGCAAAAGAAGAGUAGAACUACCCAAGAAGGCUACCCAGAUGAGGAAUUGGGUGGCCAAGAGAAGAGUAUAACUACCCAAGAGCAAGGGAACUCAAAAUUGCAAAAUUGGAUCAAAUUGUUCAUAUUGGUGAAUAAAGGGCAACGGAAUUGGUCCCUUGCAGAUGGUGGCAGGCCGGCUAGGGGCGGUGGCGGUGGCGACAGUUGGCCUGCGGCAGGAGGCCGACGGUGGUGGCCUGCGGUGACGGUGGGUGGUGGUGGCAUGUGGCCGGCGGUGGUGGUGGUGGACAGCAGUGGUGGCUAG